Colletes gigas is the source of this 1611-nucleotide messenger RNA. RefSeq names its product eukaryotic initiation factor 4A-III. The transcript has 5 exons. Gene Ontology annotation, molecular function: ATP binding; RNA helicase activity; mRNA binding. NCBI's taxonomy places the organism in Eukaryota, Metazoa, Arthropoda, Insecta, Hymenoptera, Colletidae. The record is from RefSeq and is a predicted model, not a curated record. The coding region runs from base 103 to 1314 and encodes 403 amino acids. Gene Ontology annotation, cellular component: catalytic step 2 spliceosome; nucleolus.
GAACUUGUACGAUGAUCAAAAUUUCACUAUAUACGCCAUCUCGUUCACUAGUUUAGAUUACUCAUGGUUGACUGAUUCGACAUCCUUAGAGUAUUAGCAAAAAUGGCGGAAGCGAAAUCUCGUCGCGUUGCACAAACAGAAGAUUUGUCAAAUGUUGAAUUUGAAACCAGUGAAGAUGUGGAAGUUAUCCCGACAUUCGAUAAUAUGGGGCUCAGAGAUGAAUUGUUGCGUGGAAUUUACGCUUACGGAUUUGAGAAACCGUCGGCAAUUCAGCAACGAUCUAUUAAACCUAUAAUGAAAGGACGAGAUGUGAUCGCACAAGCUCAGUCCGGUACUGGUAAAACCGCAACGUUCUCAAUUGCCAUUUUACAGUCGUUAGAUACACAAGUCAGAGAAACUCAAGUAUUAGUAUUGUCUCCUACAAGGGAAUUAGCAACGCAAAUACAGAAAGUUAUUUUGGCGUUAGGAGAUUUUAUGAACGUUCAAUGUCAUGCCUGCAUUGGAGGCACUAACCUCGGGGAGGAUAUCAGAAAGCUAGAUUAUGGGCAGCAUGUAGUAUCUGGCACACCUGGCAGAGUGUUUGACAUGAUAAAAAGGAGAGUUCUCAGAACCAGAGCUAUAAAAAUGUUAGUUCUGGAUGAAUCAGACGAAAUGUUAAACAAGGGUUUCAAGGAACAAAUUUAUGAUGUGUACAGAUACUUACCUCCUGCAACACAGGUUGUAUUAGUGUCUGCGACAUUACCGCACGAAAUUCUGGAAAUGACAAGUAAAUUCAUGACAGAUCCUAUUCGUAUUCUUGUCAAACGCGAUGAAUUGACAUUGGAAGGAAUAAAGCAAUUCUUUGUUGCUGUAGAAAGGGAAGAAUGGAAGUUUGAUACGUUAUGCGACUUGUAUGAUACAUUGACAAUAACACAAGCUGUAAUAUUUUGCAAUACAAAACGUAAAGUAGAUUGGUUAACUGAGAAAAUGAGGGAGGCUAAUUUCACAGUUUGUUCUAUGCACGGAGAUAUGCCACAAAAAGAGAGAGACAACAUAAUGAAAGAGUUCCGGUCUGGUCAAAGUCGUGUUUUGAUCACAACCGAUGUGUGGGCAAGAGGAAUAGACGUGCAGCAAGUGUCCCUUGUGAUCAAUUAUGAUCUGCCCAACAAUCGUGAGUUAUACAUUCAUAGAAUAGGUCGUUCUGGUCGUUUUGGAAGGAAAGGUGUUUCCAUUAAUUUCGUUAAAACUGAUGACAUAAGGAUUCUCCGAGAUAUAGAGCAAUAUUAUUCAACGCAAAUUGACGAAAUGCCCAUGAAUGUAGCGGACUUAAUAUAGUUUUAAGAUUCACGACCUUAUUUAAUAAGAGUUUAUGUAAAAAACAAUUCUUUCUAUUCCAAUUUCACGAAAUUAUGUUUCCCUCGCAUUUUUUUGAUUGCAAACGAUUUGGAGGAACUCUUAAAAGUGGCUACUCUUUAAAGGGUACAUCGCUUUUCAAAACAGUGAAAUCAGUUUUCACGUUCACGUAGCUUUAGUUUCUAAAAGUACUGUGGAAGUAUGUAACGGUAAAAAUAAGAAAGUUGCACCGAUUUUGUUAAUUGUAACAAACUCUUGACAGAGAUAUAAGAAUAAAAA